GGUCAAAACGGCACAGCUGUCAUCGUACCUGCAGAAAGUAAAAAUGCUAGCGAGCAACUAUUCAAUAGAAAUCAUUUUAACCAAUGGAUCAGUGAUCGAAUAUCAUUGCAUAGAACGCUACCUGACCCUCGUCAUCCAAUGUGCAAAGAUCAAAUCUUUCCUCUUCAUCUACCGACAACUAGCGUGGUGGUAGUUUUUCAUAAUGAAGCUUGGUCAACCUUACUCAGAACGGUCCAUAGUAUUCUCAGUCGGUCGCCACCUGAUCUCCUACACGAAAUAAUCUUACAAGAUGAUUAUAGCGAUCCUAUAGGGCACGCCGAACUUUUUAUGCCACUAGAAUUAUAUACAUCAAAGCUAGAAAAAGUAAAAAUUUUCCGAAAUGAAAAGCAUGAAGGCUUGAUAAGAUCAAGAUUAAAUGGUUUUAGCCACGCAACAGCACCCGUUGUAACGUUUUUAGACGCUCAUUGCGAGGUUACUACCGGUUGGUUAGAGCCUCUGCUGGAACGUAUUUAUCUUAAUGAAACUACAGUAGUUUGUCCUGAAAUUGAUGUCAUCGACGAUAGGACAUUUCAAUACCAAUUUGGACCUCCCGCCUUAAUGAGAGGAGUCUUUAAUUGGCAGUUAUACUUUAGGUGGGCAUUAAUACCACCAGAAGAACAUAAAAGGCGCAAAUCCCCUAUUGACCCUGUUUGGUCACCUACCAUGGCUGGAGGCCUUUUCGCCAUUAGUAAGAAAUUUUUUAAAAGGCUCGGGACUUACGAUGAUCAGUUCGAUGUUUGGGGAGGCGAAAAUAUGGAAAUAUCUUUUAAAGCUUGGCUCUGUGGUGGAAAAUUAGAAAUUGUUCCUUGCUCGAGGGUGGGUCAUGUAUUUCGUCAUAAUCAACCUUAUAAAUUCGGUGGUAAUUUUCUCAGUCGCAAUUCUCAGCGUGUUGCUGAAGUAUGGCUGGAUGACUACAAAGAAUUUUUUUAUCAAGUUCAACCUCAUUUACGUAAGGAAGAGUUUGGCAAUAUUGCUGAAAGACUGGAAUUAAAGAAGAAAUUAAAGUGCAAGCCAUUUAAAUGGUAUCUGCAGAAUAUUUACACGGAUGUUGUAUUGCCAAAUGAGUCGUCAAUAGCCAAAGGAAAGCUUAAAAAUCCCGCUUCGAACAUGUGCCUUGAUACUAUGGGUAAAACUGCGAACGCUUACAUGAGCAUUUACCCUUGUGCAAAUAGCUGGACUAUGGAAAUGUCGUACUCGAUCCUUGAAGAAUUAGUAGUUAGCGAGCUUUGCUUAGAUGUGUCGGAUAAUAAAGAUGGUGCCAGAAUACAGUUGUAUGAUUGUCAUGGCCAAGGUGGGAAUCAGUUAUGGUUGCAUAAAAAGAUUCGACAUCCGAAUACAGGAAAAUGCCUUGAUCGUGGAUCGGGUAACACACCGGUUAUGAAACCGUGCUCUGGAGGGGUUUCGCAGAUGUGGUCAUUUGAUACCUACUAU
Trichoplax adhaerens is the source of this 1470-nucleotide messenger RNA. RefSeq lists its product as uncharacterized. Gene Ontology annotation, cellular component: Golgi apparatus. The transcript is spliced from 9 exons. The annotation marks the transcript as partial. The record is from RefSeq and is a predicted model, not a curated record. NCBI's taxonomy places the organism in Eukaryota, Metazoa, Placozoa, Uniplacotomia, Trichoplacea, Trichoplacidae.